Papilio xuthus (Asian swallowtail) is the source of this 2128-nucleotide messenger RNA. RefSeq names its product 5-hydroxytryptamine receptor 1. Gene Ontology annotation, cellular component: plasma membrane. Gene Ontology annotation, biological process: adenylate cyclase-activating adrenergic receptor signaling pathway; positive regulation of MAPK cascade. NCBI's taxonomy places the organism in Eukaryota, Metazoa, Arthropoda, Insecta, Lepidoptera, Papilionidae. The record is from RefSeq and is a predicted model, not a curated record. The transcript is spliced from 2 exons. Bases 325 to 2028 code for a protein of 567 amino acids. Gene Ontology annotation, molecular function: G protein-coupled receptor activity.
UUUGCUACCAGCGUUAAAUUUGCAGGAACAAUUUUAAUUAAAUCAAAUAAAUAAAAUCCAAAAAAAAGCAUUCACAUCGCAACUAUCUAAUGGCUGCUAGUCGAGUUCUUAACAAAAACCAAAUUUGGCAAUUAAUCAUUAUUUGCAGCUAUCGUCGGUGGCGGCUUUGUAAGUCGAGAAUGCUACCUGACAAAAGAAUAUUCCAAACUUGAUUUAGCUUGAUUAUUGAAGGUUUAACCUUUUACAGACUGGAUAUAUUGAAAUCAAUGCAUGGUAAACAUAGGACCACGAAGACAGUAACCGGUACCCCAUUCAGGGAGUCGUAUGGCGGCAAAAGGUUAUAAAUUCAAUCGUUCACAGCCUAGCUUUGUUACUUUACCUUCGUGUCUUCUCAUAUUCAUAUAUUUGGCGUUGCAAUUAGAUUUAGCGUUCGCGUCAUACGAUUUAGAUGACAUUUAUCUCUCUGAACUCAAUAUUACCAACUUGAACUCGACAAUCAACUGGACAUUAGUAGAAAAUACAACAACAAUAGUUAGAAAUUCACAUAUAAAACAUUCAAAAUAUUCAACAUCGGUGACUAUUCUUCUAGCAAUAAUUUUCAUGAUAGUUAUAUUCGGUACUAUCGUGGGGAAUAUUUUAGUUUGUGUCGCCGUGUGCUUGGUGAGAAAACUAAGAAGACCAAGUAAUUAUUUGAUAGUUUCUCUUGCGGUGAGCGAUCUGUGUGUGGCUACAAUGGUAAUGCCAGUAGCUAUGAUAUAUGAUUUACUUGGUACUUGGCCUUUUGGACCUGUAGUUUGUGAUUUCUGGGUCUCAAGUGAUGUAUUAUCAUGUGCUGCCAGUAUUCUUAAUCUCUGCAUGAUAUCUGUUGACAGAUAUUACGCUAUAACAAAGCCAUUAGAAUAUGGUGUUAAAAGAACUCCUAGAAGAAUGUUAUUCUGUGUAUUUAUAGUUUGGAUGAGUGCAGCUUUCAUAUCCCUUCCUCCAGUAUUAAUAUUAGGUAAUGAGAAGACGGAGACGAGUUGUUCUGUAUCUCAGAAUCAAGGGUAUCAAAUUUAUGCUACUUUCGGUUCAUUUUAUUUACCACUAACUGUAAUGGUUGUGGUAUACUAUAAGAUAUUUAGUGCAGCUAGAAAGAUAGUAAAGGAUGAAAAACGAGCACAAUCACAUUUAGAGACGCACUGUUAUUUGGAGAUAAAUGUAAAGAAUGGUGGCGCGACAGAAGCGAAGCUAUUGGAUACUCAAGCACCACAGCCGACGAGAGGAUCUACUGCUAGCACUAAUACUAUGUGCAGCUCCGAGAAAACAGAAAGUUCGAUUGGCAGAUGUUUCACUGGACAAAGGAAAUCAAACGAAUCACAAUGCCCUAUGUUACACACAAGAACACCGAAUAAACCAAUCCAUACUAUAAACAGACCACCUGCAAAUGUUGAAAACCUACGUGAUACAAAGAGACAAAGCAAAGACGGUAGAAGACGUACAUCAUCUGAAAGUACACACAAGUUAACUACGAGUAGAAUUCGUUCUUCUUUAUCAAAUUUUGCUAAUAAAAGUCAUUUAGCUAAAGAUUUGCUACAUCAAUCACAUUCACCACAUCAGAAAAAGUUAAGAUUUCAACUUGCUAAAGAACGUAAAGCUUCGACCACAUUGGGGAUUAUUAUGUCUGCCUUCAUAAUUUGUUGGUUACCAUUCUUUGUAUUAGCCCUUAUAAGACCAUUCGUUAAUGAAGAUACAAUACCAGAUGCCGUCAGUGCGUUAUUCCUUUGGUUAGGAUAUGUCAACAGCCUUCUCAAUCCAAUAAUUUAUGCAACAUUGAACCGAGAUUUUAGGAAACCGUUCCAAGAGAUAUUAUUCUUUAGAUGUUCUAAUUUGAAUCAUAUGAUGAGAGAAGAAUUUUAUCACAGUCAAUACGGAGACCCAGAUCAACAUUAUUGUGUAAAUCCAUCCAAAAUACAGAACUACGAUGAAGGUGUUGAAAUAGUUUCGGCUGUAGACAGAGAAGAAAUAAGGGCUUCAGAAAGUUUUCUAUGAUUGUCAACUCAGGUCGAAGUUAAAGACCUUGAUACUGUGAUCUAAUUAGUAUUAAAAACAAAAGAACAAUAUGAAGUACAUAAGAUAAAAUAUAUAGCAC